AAUGUAUGAAAAUUUACCGGAUAGACAAGAAUGGAAUUAUGGAUCAAAUAAAAAAUUAAAUAAUGAAUUUGAAAAAUAUUAUAUUAAGAAUAAUUCCUUAAAAUCAAUUUCUGGUAUCAUGAGAUUAAAGAACUGGUUAUAUAGAAAGAUGUUUAAGGAAUGUAGUUUUAGGGAAAAUUUAUCAAUGUUCGCAAGUGUAUUAGGAGUUGGUGCAUUUAUAAGUAUGUUUAAUAUGUUAUGUACACUUAUAGUUGCAGGUACUUGUGCAUUUAGCUCUAUUUUUAUUGGUAUUUUUGCAGUUAUGUUCGUUGUCUUUUCAAUUAUUAUAAUAAUAUUAUUUGUUAUGACGCGGAUGCUUUUUAGAUGGUUAAGGAAAUACACAGCAGUAUAUAAUGGAACAUGUGGAAAAUAA
Molecule: messenger RNA, 412 nt
Organism: Plasmodium reichenowi
Lineage: Eukaryota; Apicomplexa; Aconoidasida; Haemosporida; Plasmodiidae
Product: exported protein (hyp15)
Exons: 1
Source: RefSeq, a predicted model, not a curated record